UCAACCCAAGGAAAUAUUCUUCUUCAACACCACUAUACUUUAGAGACCAUAGUAUCCUUUAGAGACCAUCUGUUUUCACUGAGUUUUUGAAUGAAAGUGAGAACGCCUUCCUGAAGGCUCUAUAUUCCGCGUCUUGUGGAUAUUUCUCACCUCACAACGUCUUUUCCACAGGUUAUUUUUGGGUGGCAAGGACUCAGAAUUGAUGAUUCUUUACACAUUAUCAACAACAAUACCGCACCUGGGAAUCAGUGUUUUUUCAAACUAAGCUAUGAUCCUACGGACUGGAAUGCCUUAUGUGUAUUCUCUGUGUUUCACGAGAACACCCAAUUGCGCUUUGGUCAGAAAGAAAUCGAUAUUGCUGCUUGGAUUGUGUGUUUGACCAACAUUCAUAUAUGGAAGAAAUAAAGAAGUGAAGAAAUCUAAAAUCAAAAGGAAUGAAUCGCCCCUUUCUCAACGUCUUGACUGCUUUAUGUGCAUGUUUAAUGGAGACCAACAACAGCAGGGUGGUGGAUGCCAAGGAGCAUGAGUCCAGAUCAGGCUCUACUACUAACUUGUCUCCCUCAGACUUUCUGGACUCAUUAAUGGGUAGAACAUCUGGUUAUGAUGCACGAAUACGACCAAACUUCAAAGGACCCCCAGUUAAUGUUACCUGCAACAUAUUUAUCAACAGCUUUGGUUCUAUAGCAGAAACUACAAUGGAUUACAGAGUGAACAUCUUCCUGCGACAGAAGUGGAGAGACCCUCGGUUGGCAUACAGCAAAUACCCAGACUCCUCUCUUGACCUGGACCCGUCAAUGUUGGAUUCUAUUUGGAAACCUGAUCUGUUCUUCGCCAACGAGAAAGGCGCCAACUUUCAUGAUGUCACCACAGACAACAAGCUCCUGAGGGUCUUCAAAGAUGGGACCGUCCUGUACAGUAUCAGGUUGACUCUCAUUCUAUCUUGUCCGAUGGAUCUGAAGAACUUUCCCAUGGACAUGCAGAUCUGUACCAUGCAACUGGAGAGCUUUGGCUACACCAUGAAUGAUUUGAUCUUUGAGUGGGAGAGCAAGGACAAAAAUCCUGUACAGGUGGCCGCUGGGUUGACCCUCCCCCAGUUCAUCAUGAGAGAUGAGAAGGAGCUUGGCUACUGUACCAAAAGCUACAACACUGGUAAAUUCACCUGCAUUGAGGUGAAGUUCCACUUGGAGAGACAGAUGGGUUACUACCUGAUCCAGAUGUACAUCCCCAGCCUCCUCAUUGUCAUCCUCUCCUGGGUCUCCUUCUGGAUAAACAUGGACGCCGCGCCCGCCAGGGUGGCACUGGGCAUCACCACCGUGCUCACCAUGACUACCCAGAGCUCUGGCUCCCGAGCCUCCCUUCCUAAGGUCUCGUAUGUGAAGGCCAUUGAUAUCUGGAUGGCCGUGUGUCUUCUGUUUGUAUUUGCUGCCCUACUGGAAUACGCUGGGGUUAACUUUGUCUCCAGGCAACAGAAGGAGUUCCUUCGCUUGAGGCGAAGACAGAGGCGGACUCACAGGGAUGACGACAUGAGGGAUGGUUUCAAUUACUCGGGUUACGGCAUGACUCAUUGUCUGAAGGACGGGUCGGCUGUUAAAAACGCUGUCCCAAACCCCGGCCCAGCACCACCUACCUCUAAAGAAAAAGAGGUGAUAAGGAAGAGGUUUGUGGACAGGGCCAAGAGGAUUGACACUGUGUCCCGAGCAGCCUUCCCUAUGGCCUUCCUCCUCUUCAACAUCUUCUAUUGGAUAACAUACAAGGUCAUCAGGCAUGAGGACAUUGGCAUGCAGUCAGGGUAGUCGCUCUGCCCUGCAGGUUUUACCUAUGGAACUCUCAGCUCUCUCUCUUUCUCAAUCAUUUCUCUCAAUGAGAAAUGCUAGGACAGCACAGUGAGACUAAUGUAUCUGAUGGGACUAUACAUGGAGGAGAGGCACAGGGAGGUUGAUGGUGUUGGUGUUCUUUCAGGGAAAAUAUAUAGGUGUUCAUGCAAAAUCUAAAAGACUAAUGCACAUGUUUAGGAUUAACAAUUGAACAAUUGGUGAGUAACAUAUGUAUGUUUUCGAUGUGUUCCUGUGAGCUGACGCAUCCUGGAGAUUCUAAUGGGUUUUUACUCAAGGCACAGAACAAUGAUGUAAAAAGGUGGACCAAAUUUUAUGAGACAAUUCUGACUUUGCAUUUGUACAACCUUGCAAUGGAGCAACAUUCCAUGGAUUUGUAUGUGCAGUAGUCUGGGCCUUAUAGUUAAGGUGUGGUGAAAAAAAAUUGAAUAAAAAGGUUGAUUAGAGCAGUUUUAUACAAUUGUACUGCAGUUCCUCACUGUGUCUACAAGCAGUAAUUAUUGUGUUUAAUAGGCAGCGAACACAAUACACACACACACACACACACACACACACCAUAUAAGGCCUACAUCUGUUUAUAUUACAGAUGCAUUUUCCAGGUCGAUUUGGUUUUACAGUUGGAGUGUAAGUUUUGUAAAUUGAACUGUAAUGAAAUGUUUAUUGUAAUGAAGGCAGAUUACAUGUUUCUAAAACAGAGAUUUCUACUUCUAAAGAUUCCUCUGAGGACUGUUGAAUGCAUCCCCUCACUUCCACACUGCAGUGCCCUCUUUGGGCAGUACGUAUUACAGUUGACAUUGUAUACUAUACAGUAUUGCAACUAUGAAGUAGAUCUUUAUAACUAGGGCCCUGUGUUUUGGUAAAUCAUGUCACAUGGACAUUUCCUGGUUGCAAAAUUAUAAAUUGUUUGCCUAAUUUCCUAUUAAGUGACAAACAAGCAAGUAUAGUGUUGAGAAUCAUUGUACCAUCUAAACUGCUUUGAAAUAUAUUUUCCAUAACUAAAAAUAUUGUAUUUUCAGCUGUUUGAAGCCGAAAGUAAAAGACAAAAAAAAAAUCAACUUUAAAACUGGAAGCAUAGAAAUAGUGUACAUAGACCAUAUCUACCGCUUCUUAGACUUCCUUUCAAUGAAAAUGACAGAUGUAUAACUCACAUUUCUAUGUGAAGUUUGUCAGGUCGCCCCAAAACAUAUUGCAUCUUUAAAAUAAAAUAUAAAAAUCUAGGUCAUGUGACAUUAUAGCCAAAAACACAGAGCCCUUCUCAUAACACAUAAUAGUAUAGAGCAGUUAUUGGUCCUUGCACUUCUGACAUAAUAUGAGGAAAGUUUUUUCUUGAAUGGUGUUUGUGAAAAAGGUUGUUUGCUAAAAUGUACAUCAAUAAAGUUGAGUGUGCACCACACAUAUGC
Oncorhynchus gorbuscha (pink salmon) is the source of this 3232-nucleotide messenger RNA. RefSeq names its product glycine receptor subunit alpha-2-like. The transcript has 9 exons. The coding region runs from base 435 to 1793 and encodes 452 amino acids. Gene Ontology annotation, cellular component: synapse; neuron projection; plasma membrane. The record is from RefSeq and is a predicted model, not a curated record. NCBI's taxonomy places the organism in Eukaryota, Metazoa, Chordata, Actinopteri, Salmoniformes, Salmonidae. Gene Ontology annotation, molecular function: chloride channel activity; transmembrane signaling receptor activity; glycine binding. Gene Ontology annotation, biological process: chloride transmembrane transport; regulation of membrane potential; chemical synaptic transmission.